Messenger RNA from Heteronotia binoei (common prickly gecko), 2211 nucleotides. Its product is annotated as zinc finger protein 91-like. Gene Ontology annotation, biological process: regulation of transcription by RNA polymerase II. NCBI's taxonomy places the organism in Eukaryota, Metazoa, Chordata, Lepidosauria, Squamata, Gekkonidae. The record is from RefSeq and is a predicted model, not a curated record. Gene Ontology annotation, molecular function: RNA polymerase II cis-regulatory region sequence-specific DNA binding; DNA-binding transcription factor activity. The transcript is spliced from 4 exons. Bases 1 to 2211 code for a protein of 736 amino acids.
AUGGUGGGAGAAGCAGCAGCUGGAGAGAAACGCUUUGCAGCAGCCGGAUCCCCGGAAAGUUUACUUGGAAAUCAGAGAACCCAUACAGGGGAAAAACCUUUUGAGUGCUCAGAGUGUAGAAAGAGAUUCAGUCAGAGUAGCACUCUUCAAAAUCAUCAAAGAAUCCAUACAGGGGAAAAACCUUCUGAGUGCUCAGAGUGUGGAAAGAGAUUCAGUUGGAGUGGCUAUCUUCAAAGUCAUCAGAGAAUCCACACAGGCGGGAAACCUUUUGAAUGCUCAGAGUGCGGAAAGAGAUUCAGUCAGAGUAAAACUUUUCAACAUCAUCAGAGAACCCACACAGGGGAGAAACCUUUUGAAUGCUCAGAGUGUGGAAAGAAAUUCAGUCGGAAUGGCAGUCUUCAACGUCAUCAGAGAACCCACACAGGGGAGAAACCUUUUGAAUGCUCAGAGUGUGGAAAGAGAUUCAGUCGGAGUAGCAGUCUUCAAAAUCAUCAGAUUAUUCACACAGGGGAGAAACCUUUUGAAUGCUCAGAGUGUGGAAAGAGAUUCAGUUGGAGUAGCAGUCUUCAAAGUCAUCAGAUUACCCACACAGGGGAGAAACCUUUUGAAUGCUCAGAGUGUGGAAAGAGAUUCAGUCGGAGUGGCCCUCUUCAAAAUCAUCAGAGAAUCCACACAGGGGAGAAACCUUUUGAAUGCCCAGAGUGUGGAAAGAGAUUUCGUCGGAGUGGCCAUCUUCAACAUCAUCAGAGAAUCCACACAGGGGAGAAACCUUUUGAAUGCUCAGAGUGUGGAAAGAAAUUCAGUCGGAAUGGCAGUCUUCAACGUCAUCAGAGAACCCACACAGGGGAGAAACCUUUUGAAUGCUCAGAGUGUGGAAAGAGAUUCAGUCGGAGUAGCAGUCUUCAAAAUCAUCAGAUUACUCACACAGGGGAGAAACCUUUUGAAUGCUCAGAGUGUGGAAAGAGAUUCAGUUGGAGUAGCAGUCUUCAAAGUCAUCAGAUUACCCACACAGGGGAGAAACCUUUUGAAUGCUCAGAGUGUGGAAAGAGAUUCAGUCGGAGUGGCCCUCUUCAAAAUCAUCAGAGAAUCCACACAGGGGAGAAACCUUUUGAAUGCCCAGAGUGUGGAAAGAGAUUUCGUCGGAGUGGCCAUCUUCAACAUCAUCAGAGAAUCCACACAGGCCAAAAACCUUAUGAAUGCUCAGAGUGUGGAAAGAAAUUCAUUCAGAGUACCAAUCUUCAACGUCAUCAGAGAAUCCACACAGGCGGGAAACCUUUUGAAUGCUCAGAGUGUGGAAAGAGAUUCAGUCAAAGUAGCACUCUUCAACUUCAUCAGAGAAUCCACACAGGGGAAAAACCUUUUGAGUGCUCAGAGUGUGGAAAGAGAUUCAGUCAGAGGAGGAAUCUUCAACAUCUUCAACUUCAUCAGAGAACCCACACAGGGGAGAAACCUUUUGAAUGCUUAGAGUGUGGAAAGAAAUUCAGUGAGAGUGGCAAUCUUCAACGUCAUCAGAGAACCCACACAGGGGAGAAAUCUUUUGAAUGCUCAGAGUGUGGAAAGAGAUUCAGUCGGGGUGGCAGUCUUCAACUUCAUCAGAGAACCCACACAGGGGAGAAACCUUUUGAAUGCUCAGAGUGUGGAAAGAAAUUCAGGGUGAGUGGCAGUCUUCAACGUCAUCAGAGAACCCACACAGGGGAGAAACCUUUUGAAUGCUCAGAGUGUGGAAAGAGAUUCAGUCGGAGUGGCAGCCUUCAACUUCAUCAGAGAACCCACACAGGGGACAGACCUUUUGAAUGCUCAGAGUGUGGAAAGAGAUUCAGUGAGAGUCGCACUCUUCAAUGUCAUCAGAGAACCCACACAGGGGAUAAACCUUUUAAAUGCUCAGAGUGUGGGAAGAAAUUCAGUGAAAGUGGCAAUCUUCAACGUCAUCAGAGAACCCACACAGGGGAGAAACCGUUUGAAUGCUCAGAGUGUGGAAAGAGAUUCCGUCAGAAUGGCGGUCUUCAACUUCAUCAGAGAACCCACACAGGGGAGAGACCUUUUGAAUGCUCAGAGUGUGGAAAAAGAUUCAGUCAGAGUGGCCAUCUUCAGUAUCAUCAGAGAACCCACACAGGGGAGAAACCUUUUGCAUGCUCAGAGUGUGGAAAGAGAUUCAGUGAGAGGAGGCGUCUUGAACAGCAUCAGAGAACACACAGAGGGAGGAAUCGUUAG